Molecule: messenger RNA, 213 nt
Organism: Clunio marinus
Lineage: Eukaryota; Metazoa; Arthropoda; Insecta; Diptera; Chironomidae
Source: the annotation of a GenBank genome assembly
AUGCUGGUAGCAUUUAAAGUUGAUACGCCAUUGUUUAUAAAAUCGAUUACCACAAUGAAAGUGAUUUGGAAUUUUAUUUCAUUUUUAAACUUACAAUCACUUGACAUACUUAAAAGUGAUGGAAGUUUUGUACAACUCCCAAUGCUGUCAAGAGAAGCUAAAGCUAGUUGCACUUUAAAUAAAACUUAUCGAUUUCAUGCAUUUGCUCGAUAA